AUGGACGAACACUGUCUGUGUACAAAAGAUACUGGAAAAACAUUCAUUAGAGCUAAUGGGAGUGAUUGUACUGCAAUCGACUAUAUACUUUUUCAAGAAACUUUUAAAGAAUCAAUCAUUAAUAUUAGGAAAUGUGAUUUAGUUGGGAAUGUUUCUGACCAUUAUCCUCUUCUAUUGUCUUUGGAUUUCAAAACAACUAAGAGUUCAAAUACGAAAACAGAAUUUAAGACUAAAUUGAAAGUUAAAUGGGAUAAAGCAGACUUGUUGAAGUACACUGAGAUAAUUAAUGAGGGACUUAUUACAUCUCUAAAAGUUAUAAAUACAAAAGAUGAUAUAGAAACAGGUUUUCAUGAUAUAACAGCUGUAAUAACAAAAGCCACCAAUGAGAUAGCACAAAAACCAAAAAUUCGAAAGAAUAAACCAAAAUUAAAAGUAAUGUCUGACGAAAUUUUAAAAGCUAUUAAGAAUAAGAAAUCAGCAUUUUAUUAUUGGAAAGCAAAUGGACGGCCAACUGAUUGCUUAGAUCCUUUUCUACUUGAAAAGAAAAUUACAACACAGGAACUGAGAAAAACUUGUAGAUUGGAAAUUGCACAAAAACGCAUGCAAGAAAGAAACGAAAUUAUUGAAGCAAGUUCAUCAAACAAAACUCUCUUCUAUAAACUUAUCAACAAGCAACGUGGAAAACUAUCUAGACGUAUAGAUGAGCUGAAUGUAGGUGACAACAUUUAUAACACUCCAGAGCAAAUAAUGGAGGGGUGGAAAAUACAUUUUGGUCAACUAGCAGAAAACACUCUUGAUGAAAAUUUUGAUUCCAAUUAUUUAAAGAAUACUGAAAAUGAAUAUAAAAACAUCAUUGAACUCUGCAGUGAGCAAUUUAUUCAUGUUAAUGUAACACAGGAAGAAAUUUUAAAAGCUAUAAACAGUCUGAACCGAAACAAGGCAGCAGAUUUCUAUGGCAUUACAGCUGAGAAUAUUAUCCACGGCGGUGCCAACCUUUUAACAUACUUACAAGCUUUAAUCAACAAAUCAUUUGAAAAACAUUUUAUUCCUGAUUCACUCAAAAUUGGAACCCUCUUUCCGGUAUUUAAAAAUAAAGGAGAAUGUAAAAAUGCAAAAAACUACAGAGGAAUUACUGUAACACCAACAUUCUAA
Molecule: messenger RNA, 1152 nt
Organism: Mytilus trossulus (common blue mussel)
Lineage: Eukaryota; Metazoa; Mollusca; Bivalvia; Mytilida; Mytilidae
Exons: 1
Coding region: 1-1152 (383 amino acids)
Source: RefSeq, a predicted model, not a curated record